AUCCAUGCAAAUGAGCGAAUAGAUGCGGAACACAGCGAAGGACAGACGGCUCAUCGGCUGCUGGAUCGCUGGCCUUCACGGCUCUUUAGGCACUAUUUCAUACAACAUUGUCUUCUAUUUCUCAGCACAUACGUGUCGCGUGUAAAGAUGGCGCAGACAGACACCAAGAAGAUCUUCUUUGAGAACCUGUCUGGCGCGGGAAAAGCCAUCGCGGUGCUGACGAGCGGAGGUGAUGCUCAAGGGAUGAAUGCCGCUGUGCGCGCUGUGGUUCGAAUGGGAUUAUAUGUAGGAGCAAAAGUUUAUUUUAUACGUGAGGGAUACCAGGGUAUGGUGGAUGGUGGGGAGAACAUAAAGGAAGCCACAUGGGAGAGUGUGUCCAGCAUGCUUCAAGUGGGCGGCACUGUUAUUGGCAGUGCCCGCUGCAAAGAGUUUCGCACCCACGAGGGACGCCUGAAGGCUGCCUUCAACUUGGUGAAGCUUGGCAUCACCAACCUGUGCGUCAUCGGGGGGGAUGGCAGUCUGACAGGAGCCAACCUCUUCCGGGAAGAAUGGAGUGGACUGUUGACAGAACUGGUGGAGCAAGGUUCCCUCGAGCCCCAGUCCGUUCAGACCUACUCUGCUCUUCACAUCGUCGGGAUGGUUGGCUCCAUCGAUAACGACUUCUGUGGAACUGACAUGACGAUUGGCACAGACUCUGCCCUGCACCGAAUCAUUGAGGUGGUUGAUGCAAUUAUGACAACAGCUCAGAGUCACCAGAGGACUUUUGUCUUAGAAGUCAUGGGCAGACAUUGCGGCUAUUUGGCCUUGGUUAGUGCUCUGGCUUGUGGUGCAGACUGGGUGUUAAUCCCUGAGAUGCCUCCAGAUGAUGGCUGGGAAGAGAAGAUGUGUGAAAAACUAUCUGCGAACCGAGCAGAAAUGAAAAGGCUGAAUAUCAUAAUAGUAGCUGAAGGAGCGAUUGAUGGUAACAACAAGCCUAUUACCACUGACUCUAUAAAGGAUCUUGUUGUCAAGCGUUUGGGUUUCGACACGCGAGUGACAAUCCUGGGUCACGUGCAGCGAGGAGGGACCCCAUCCGCCUUUGAUCGCAUCCUGGCCAGUCGCAUGGGUGUGGAGGCUGUUCUUGCCCUGCUGGAGACCACGGCCAACACACCCGCCUGUGUGGUGUCUCUGUGUGGGAACCAGUCAGUGCGCUUGCCUCUGCUGGAAUGUGUACAAAUGACUCAAGAGGUGCAGAAGGCAAUGGAUGAAAAAAAGUUUGAAGAAGCAGUGAAGCUCCGCGGAAGGAGUUUUCAGAACAACCUGAAGACGUACAAACUGUUGGCUCAUCGCAAGCCAGAGUCUGAACUUCCACACAGCAAUUUCAACGUGGCGGUGUUGAACGUGGGCGCCCCCGCAGCAGGCAUGAACGCGGCUGUUCGUUCAGCUGUCAGAGUGGGCAUCUCGGAGGGACACAAGAUGUUUGCUGUCAGUGACGGAUUUGAGGGCUUCUACAAAGGUCAGAUCAAGGAGAUCAAAUGGGCUGACGUUGGGGGGUGGACAGGACAGGGAGGAUCUCUGCUGGGAACUAAAAGAACACUGCCCGCAAAGCACGUGGGCAAAAUAGCUGAGCAGAUGCGUACACACAACAUAAAUGCACUGCUUGUGAUUGGGGGAUUUGAGGCCAUCCUGUCACUGCUGGAGUUGUUAACGGCGCGCGGGAAGUAUGAGGAGUUCUGUGUGCCCAUGGUCAUGGUCCCGGCCACGGUCUCCAACAAUGUGCCGGGCUCAGACCUCAGCAUUGGCGCUGACACGGCUCUCAAUGCCAUUACUACUGCGCUUGAGAGUCUGCUGCAGCUGUAUGAGGCACGUGCUACCCACCCGGAGUUUUGCAUCCCCAUGUGUAUGCUGCCUGCCACCAUAAGUAACAAUGUGCCGGGUUCAGAUCUAACCAUCGGUGCAGACACGGCCCUCAAUGCCAUUGUGGAGACCUGCGACCGCAUCAAGCAGUCGGCCAGCGGGACCAAGAGGCGCGUGUUCAUCAUCGAGACCAUGGGGGGCUACUGUGGCUACCUGGCCACCGUCGCUGGCUUGGCGGCCGGGGCCGACGCCGCCUACAUCUAUGAGGAGCCUUUUGACAUCAGAGACCUGCAGGCCAACGUUGAGCACCUGACAGAGAAAAUGAAGACAAGUAUUCAAAGAGGCCUGGUGCUCAGGAACGAGAACUGCAACGACAACUACACCACGGACUUCAUCUACCAGCUCUACACGGAAGAAGGGAAAGGUGUGUUUGACUGCAGGAAGAAUGUCCUGGGACACAUGCAGCAGGGAGGAGCUCCGUCUCCAUUUGACCGAAACUUUGGGACCAAGAUCUCGGCCAAGGCCAUGCAGUGGGUUUCCAAGAAGCUGCUGGAGACCUUCAGACAAGGCCGAGUGUUCGCCAACAGCGAGGACAGCUGCUGCCUGCUGGGAAUGCGGCGCAGGGCUCUCAUCUUCCAGCCCGUGGUCCAACUCAAGGAGCGGACUGACUUUGUUCACAGGAUCCCCAAGGAGCAGUGGUGGCUGAAGCUCCGCCCACUGAUGAAGAUCCUGGCCAAGUACAAGACCAGCUACGACGUGUCGGACUCCGGGCAGCUGGAACACGUGGUGCACAGCAUCCCUCGGGACUCUGACGCCUCCGUGGCCAUGUGACCGCGCCCCCGGCGUGUUGACCUUUAACCUAAACAGUGUUCCUACUGUAAUGUCCUCACACACCUGCUUGAUUAGUCCCAUGCUCCUUUUCAAUUGCACUUUCUGGCUCCACUUAUGUCGGGCAGAGCCGCACUCUCCCUAACACCAGUCCUUCACACUAGUCCCUUACACCAGUCCCUUAAACCAGUCCCUUACACCAGUCCCUUACACCAGUCCCUUACACCAGUCCCUUAAACCAGUCCCUUAAACCAGUCCUUUACACCAGUCCCUUAAACCAGUCCCUUAAACCAGUCCUCUACACUAGUCCUUUAAACCAGUCCCUUGAACCAGUCCUCUACACCAGUCCCUUGCACCAGUCCUUUGCACCAGUCCCUUACACUAGUCCCUUACACCAGUCCCUUAAACCAGUCCCUUACACCAGUCCCUUACACCAGUCCCUUACACCAGUCCUUUACACCAGUCCCUUAAACCAGUCCCUUAAACCAGUCCUCUACACUAGUCCUUUAAACCAGUCCCUUGAACCAGUCCUCUACACCAGUCCCUUGCACCAGUCCUUUGCACCAGUCCCUUACACUAGUCCCUUACACCAGUCCCUUAAACCAGUCCCUUACACCAGUCCCUUACACCAGUCCCUUACACCAGUCCUUUACACCAGUCCUUUACACCAGUCCCUCACACCGGUCCCUUACACCGGUCCCUUACUCUAGUCCUCUACACUACUCCUUUAAACCAGUCCCUUGAACCAGUCACUUACACCAGUCCUUUACACCAGUCCCUUACACCAGUCCUCCACACCAGUCCUUUACACCAGCCCCUUAAACUAGUCUUUACACCAAUCCAGUGAGUCUUUAGGAUCCAGGGUGUCUUAGGGUCCAGUGAGUUUUCUAUACGGUGCAGGGAGUCUUUAGGGUCUAGGGAGACUUUAGGGUCCAGUGAGUCUUUAGGUCCCAGGGAGUCUUCUUUAAGGUCCAGGGAGUCUUCUUUAGGGUCCAGUGAGUUUUCUAUAGGGUGCAGGGAGUCUUCUAUAGGAUCCAGGGAGUCUUUAGGGUCUAGGGAGACUUUGGGGUCAAGUGAGUCUUUAGGUCCCAGGGAGCCUUUAGGGUCCAGUGAGUCUUCUAUGGGGUCCAGUGAGUCUUUUAUGGGGUCCAGUGAGUCUUUAGGGUCCAGGGACUCUAUAUGGUCCAGUGAGUCUUCUAUAGGGUCCAGUGAGUCUUUAGGGUCCAGGGACUCUAUAUGGUCCAGUGAGUCUUCUAUAGGGUGCAGGCAGUCUUUAGGGUCCAGGGACUCUAUAUGGUCCAGUGAGUCUUCUAUGGGGUCCAGUGAGUCUUUAGGGUCCAGGGACUCUAUAUGGUCCAGUGAGUCUUCUAUAGGGUCCAGUGAGUCUUUAGGGUCCAGGGACUCUAUAUGGUCCAGUGAGUCUUCUAUAGGGUCCAGUGAGUCUUUAGGGUCCAGGGACUCUAUAUGGUCCAGUGAGUCUUCUAUAGGGUCCAGUGAGUCUUUAGGGUCCAGGGACUCUAUAUGGUCCAGUGAGUCUUCUAUAGGGUCCAGUGAGUCUUUAGGGUCCAGGGACUCUAUAUGGUCCAGUGAGUCUUCCAUAGGGUCCAGUGAGUCUUUAGGGUCCAGGGACUCUAUAUGGUCCAGUGAGUCUUCCAUAGGGUCCAGGCAGUCUUUGGGGUCCAGUGCAGGUGAGAGAGAGACCAGCAUGCAGCCACAGGUGUGUGCAACAUAAUAGUUCAUUUUCCACAGGCGUUGUGUCUAAAAGUGUGUUGUCAAUGUUGUGCUGAGCUGCUGUCCCACAUUCCAUCUUCCUCUCACAAUAAAUGAUCAAACUGA
Molecule: messenger RNA, 4500 nt
Organism: Nerophis ophidion (straightnose pipefish)
Lineage: Eukaryota; Metazoa; Chordata; Actinopteri; Syngnathiformes; Syngnathidae
Gene: pfkpa
Product: phosphofructokinase, platelet a
Exons: 23
Coding region: 148-2667 (839 amino acids)
Biological process (GO): canonical glycolysis; fructose 1,6-bisphosphate metabolic process; fructose 6-phosphate metabolic process
Cellular component (GO): membrane; cytoplasm; 6-phosphofructokinase complex
Molecular function (GO): monosaccharide binding; AMP binding; fructose-6-phosphate binding
Source: RefSeq, a predicted model, not a curated record